AUGAAACAGAAACUUCAGGACUUCAGGACUCCGACCAAAAUGAUGGUCCCGGGGAGCGGACCAGUCACCUCUGCUGAGCCACGGGAACCUGUCGAUCCGGCUCAGGUGCGAGAGCAUGGCAACUUAGAGUGCCGGAGAGAGGAAUACGUGACAGUUCACUGUCAGGAUCGGCAGGGUGAGUGGGCACGAUUCCUUCCCUGGGAAGUGUACGCCCAGAACUCCCUAAGUCACUCCUCCACUGGGUUGACCCCAUUCCAGUGUGUUUUGGGUUUCCAGCCGGCCCUGGCCCCGUGGACCCCGGGCCAGACCGCGGCUCCUGCGUUAGAUGAGUGGUUCCAGCGAACGGAGGACGUGUGGAGCGACGCACACGUGAGACUCCAGCGCGCCGUCCAUCAUCAGAAGGAACAGGCAGACCGCCACUGCAGUGAGACCCCUGUGUUCCAUCCUGGGGACCGCGUCUGGCUUAAUGAGGUGACAUACAGGUUACAACUACGCAGUCACUAUUGCAUCUCACUCCCUUUUCAUGUUUCCCUUCUCAUGCCGGUGGUUCCUGGUCCCCUUGCUGAGUCUGUCCCCCAUGACACACUCCCACCGACCCUGGACAUUGAGGAGGGUCCGGCGUACGCUGUCAGAUCUCUACUGGACUCCCGACAUUGUGGGGGUCUGCUCCAGUAUCUGGUGGACUGGGAGGGGUAUGGCCCAGAGGAGCAGUGUUGGGUUCUGGUGGAGGACAUUCUGGACCCCAACAUCAUCAGUGAUGUUCACCUUCGCAGCCCGGACCGACCUGCUCCUCGCUCUCGGGGUCGUCCCUCUGGUUGGCGUUGUCCUGAGAACCACUGUAGGCGUAUAAAGAUUCUGGGGGACUGUUACUACUGUGUGUCAGGUCUGACCCAACCCAAGGCAGACCAUGCACACUGUUGUGUAGAGAUGGGCCUGGACAUGAUCGACACUAUCACGUCUGUGGUGGAGGCUACAGAGGUGGAUCUGAACAUGCGUGUGGGUCUGCACACGGGCCGUGUACUCUGUGGGGUUCUGGGACUCCGGAAGUGGCAGUAUGAUGUCUGGUCCAAUGAUGUCACUCUGGCCAAUGUGAUGGAGGCAGGAGGACUGCCUGGUAAGGUCCACAUAACCAGGACUACUCUAGAGUGUUUGAAUGGAGACUAUGAGGUGGAGCCUGGCUUUGGCCAUGAUCGACAUACCUUCCUACAGAAACACAACAUUGAGACCUUCUUCAUAGUACCCUCCCACAGGCGAAAGAUCUUCCCAGGGUUGAUCCUGUCGGAUAUCAAGCCAGCCAAGAAGAUGAAGUUUAAGACAGUGUGCUACCUGCUGGUUCAGCUCAUGCACUGUAGGAAGAUGUUCAAGGCAGAGAUCCCCUUCUCUAAUGUCAUGACCUGCGACGACGAUGACAAGAGGCGUGCAUUGCGGACGGCAUCGGAGAAGGUGCGUAGCCGGACGUCGUUCUCGGGCUCCGUGCAGCACCCGCCUGGUACACGGGUUAACCGCUACAUUGGCCGGCUAAUCGAGGCUCGUCAGACAGACUCACAGACCACCGACCUCAACUUCAUCACACUCACCUACAGGAACACAGACAGGGAGCGCAGGUAUAACCAGGAGUAUGAUGGUAAUUUCAUCAGUGCAGUGAUUGUCUCUCUGGUCCUCGCUGCUCUCUUUGGCCUUAUCUAUCUUCUGAUGAUACCACAGGGACUGUUGGUGCUGCUGUUGCUGGUGAUGUGUUUGUGCUUCCAUGUGGUCUGUGUGAUGUAUCUUUACAUCACAAGUGUUCAGUGUUUUCCAGGGUGUCUCACCAUUCAGAUCCGAACAGCGCUCUGUGUGUUUCUAGUCCUGUUGACCUACACUGUCACCCAAGCAUGUGUGGUGAGCUGUUUACCCUGGGUCUGGAUUAUGGGAGGUAACUCUAGUAGCAGCUCCGUGGAGACUGUUUCCAUGGACACGCCGAGCGAGCCAGGGCCAAUGAACAGUACGGUAGCGGAGGGGGUGUGUCCGAACGUUUCCUACGCUCUCCUCUCCUGCGUGGCCGGAACUCUCACCGUCAUCCCUUACCUCCGCGUCUCCUCGCUACCUAAGAUACUCCUGCUCUUCCUUCUCUCGGUCCUUUACACCGUUGCCAUGGAGACCAGCGGGUACCGCAUCGCCGUGGGUUUGCUCCACCCUCGGCGGUAUGAUCCAGUGCUGGGUCUCCUGUUGUUUACUGUAGCUCUGGCUCUACACUGUAGACAACUGGACCUCAAACUACGCUUAGACUACCUGUGGGCCACUCAGGCAGAGGAGGAGAGAGGCGACAUGGAGAAGGUGAAGUUGGACAACAAGAGGAUCCUGUUCAAUCUCCUACCUGCACACGUUGCGCAGCACUUCCUCAUGUCCAACCCCCGCAACAUGGACCUGUACUACCAGUCGUAUAGUCAGGUAGGAGUGCUGUUUGCCUCCAUCGCUAAUUUCAAUGACUUCUACAUUGAGCUGGACGGCAACAACAUGGGAGUGGAGUGUCUCAGGCUGCUCAACGAGAUCAUCGCAGACUUUGACGAGCUGAUGGACAAAGAGUGCUAUAAGGACAUUGAGAAGAUCAAAACUAUCGGCAGCACAUACAUGGCUGCAGUAGGCCUGGUACCUACCACUGGCUCCAAGGCUAAGAAGUCCACCUCCUCACACUUAUGCACAGUGGCAGAUUUUGCUGUUGAGAUGUAUGAUGUACUGGAUGCCAUCAACUACCAGUCGUAUAACGACUUUGUCUUGAGAGUGGGUAUUAACGUGGGUCCAGUAGUAGCAGGAGUGAUUGGAGCACGGAGGCCUCAGUAUGAUAUCUGGGGGAACACAGUCAACGUGGCCAGCAGGAUGGACACCACCGGACUACCUGGCAAGAUACAGGUGACAGAAGAUGUGCAGCGCAUCAUUAAGGGUCAAUAUGACUUUGUGUGCCGUGGCAAGGUCAGCGUCAAGGGCAAAGGACAGAUGCUUACCUACUUCCUGGAGGGGCGGAUCCCCGGCAGAGGGUCACAGCACCAGCCCAGGAACCUGGAUCGCUCCCGGACAAGUCUUUUCAACCGUUCAGCCAUUAGCAACAUCUGCACCAAACUGAGCCCCGCCCCCACCAUGACCGUCUAUUCCACGAUGCGAAACCCCACCCCCGGCACAGCCACUGCAGCAACCACCUCCACAAACAGCACCAUCCUCUACCUGCCCUCUGUGGCUGUUCCCACGGCGAUGGAGGUGUGAGUGAGAGGCUGACAUGAAGACUGUCUCCAUAGUGACCAAGGAAUCUCCCUUGACAGAUAGAGAGUGGAGAUCAAGAGAGAGAUAGAGUAGAGCUGUUAGUAAGUCACUGAAAGUGAGAGUGAAAUUAGGGAUGAGAGAGAGAGAGGAAGAAGGAGCGGGUUCCACUUUACUGGACUGUCACUAGAGAAUGUGGUUCCACCUUACUGGACUGUCACUAGAGAAUGUGGUUCCACCUUACUGGACUGUCACUAGAGAAUGUGGUUCCACCUUACUGGACUGUCACUAGAGAAUGUGGUUCCACCUUACUGGACUGUCACUAGAGAAUGUGGUUCCACCCUACUGGACUGUCACUAGAGAAUGUGGUUCCACCUUACUGGACUGUCACUAGAGAAUGUGGUUCCACCUUACUGGACUGUCACUAGAGAAUGUGGUUCCACCUUACUGGACUGUCACUAGAGAAUGUGGUUCCACCUUACUGGACUGUCACUAGAGAAUGUGGUUCCACCUUACUGGACUGUCACUAGAGAGUGUGGUUCCACUUUACUGGACUGUCACUAGAGAAUGUGGUUCCACUUUACUGGACUGUCACUAGAGAAUGUGGUUCCACGGUGCAGACGGACAGAGAAAUCGUCCAGGACCCAGUCCUUUCUCUCUCUGUGAGGAAAUGGAACUUAAGGAUUUUGGUCACUGGCCAGCCGGGCUAGUAGACCACAAUUUCUACUAGCCAUAGGUCCUAAAUCUGUACCAUGCAUACUUCACUCGCAUGACAUUGCUUUCGUCUUACUUUACCUAAAGAUUCCUUCACAUUAUGUAACCAUUCCCUGGUCUUACCUUACCUAACCUACCAUUCCUUCACCUUAACUUACCUAACCAUUCCUUCACCUUACCUUUCCUAACCAUUCCUUCACCUUACCUUAUCUUACCUAACCAUUCCUUCACCUUACCUUACCUAACCAUUCCUUUGCCUUACCUUACCUAACCAUUCCUUCACCUUACCUUACCUUUCCUAACCAUUCCUUCACCUUACCUUAUCUUACCUAACCAUUCCUUCACCUUACCUUACCUAACCAUUCCUUUGCCUUACCUUACCUAACCAUUCCUUCACCUUACCUUAUCUUACCUAACCAUUCCUUCACCUUACCUUAUCUUACCUAACCAUUCCCUUCCCUUCCCCUUCCCUUCCCUUCCCUUCCCUUCCCUUCCCUUCCCUUCCCUUCCCUUCCCUUCC
Molecule: messenger RNA, 4462 nt
Organism: Oncorhynchus tshawytscha (Chinook salmon)
Lineage: Eukaryota; Metazoa; Chordata; Actinopteri; Salmoniformes; Salmonidae
Product: adenylate cyclase type 1-like
Exons: 18
Coding region: 1-3234 (1077 amino acids)
Biological process (GO): adenylate cyclase-activating G protein-coupled receptor signaling pathway; cAMP biosynthetic process; intracellular signal transduction
Molecular function (GO): adenylate cyclase activity
Source: RefSeq, a predicted model, not a curated record